AUGGCGACGCCAUCCCUUUUCUCGAAGAUCCUGCUCCUCAGUUGCGCCUCGAGUAUUGUCCUUGCCUCCCACAUUCAUCCCGCUCGUCAUGGCCUAUAUUCCCGAGCCUCUGAAGUCAUCCCGACCGAUCUUCCUGGCAAUUGGACCUCUAUCGGAUGCUAUACCGACAAUCCCGGCGCUCGCACGCUCACGGGACCUUCGUUUGUCAAUACCACGGGUAUGACAAUUGAGUCCUGUGUGCGGUUCUGCGACGCGCAAUCAGCCAUCUACGCUGGGACCGAGUUUGCUCAGGAAUGUUACUGCGGCGAUACGUUCUCUAACGGCGGCACGAAUGCUUCGCUGACCGACUGCAACACACCGUGUACUGGCAAUGCUUCCGAGACCUGUGGCGCAGGCGGACGAUUAAGCGUCUAUUGGUCCGGCGAACAGCCACCGCCCGCGCCUGUGACCGCACCGAGUGUCGGGCUUUGGGUGUCCUUGGGCUGCUAUAAUGACUCCACAGCUUCUCGCUCUCUUAGCGUCGUUCCUGCCAUCACCGGCGGCUCGUCUAACAACAGCAUUCAGAGUUGCACGGCUGCCUGUUUCGCUCUCGGCUACCAUUUGGCUGGCGCCGAGUUCGCGGAUGAAUGCUACUGCGACACUGAACUACGCAAUGGGGCUACAUCCACGCCACUCACGGACUGUUCUAUGACGUGUUCAGGCAACUCAAGCGAGUUCUGCGGAGGACCUUCACGGCUCAAUGUUUAUAACUAUACCGGCGCGAAUCUUCCUCCAAUCAAACCGGUUGGAGGCGGAGGGGACGGAGGUGGCGCGAGUACCCCGCUGUUCCCGGUCACAACCGGUCUACCGACGGGAUGGGCGUACAACGCUUGCUGGGUAGACAAUGCACAUGGCCGGAUCCUCCCCACAGAGUUCCCCGACAAUGCUACCCUCACUGUGGAAGGUUGCGUGGAAUCCUGCGUCUCCCAGAACUACACGGUCGCUGGCAUGGAGUUUAGUACUCAAUGCUUUUGUGGGCAAGAGCUCAUCAAUGGAGCCGUCGUGGGUACGGAAUCCUCAUGCAGUAACGCUUGCGGCGGAAACUCGACAGAGGCCUGUGGUGGACCAGAUCGCAUGUCGAUCUACACCUCCUCCAAGAACCUAACGGCGCUUCCUGUGCCUGUCACUCAGAACACCUCUCUCCCAGGACAGUUCAAAUACGUCGGAUGUUUGGCGGAACCUGGAGCCCAGCGCGUAUUCCCGUACCAGAUUAUUAAUACGAACAACAACAGUGCCACAGCCUGUCUCACCCAAUGCGCAGCCUUCGGUUAUCCGGCAGCGGGUAUGGAAUUCGGCGAUGAGUGCUGGUGCGGUGAUGUGGCCGAUAUAGCUCAGAAUGGGGGAACGAUGGCCCCUGAGACUGAUUGCAAUGCCCCUUGCUCUGGCGAUCCGAUUCAUCUAUGCGGCGGUUCGCAACGCCUAUCUCUCUAUGAGUGGGAUGGCGAUCUCUACGUAUGGCACGAGCCUGAGAACAUCGGACGCUACGAGUACUUCAUUCCGGGUCUCAUUCCGCCUCUGACGGCUACGCUCGGCAAGAAUGGCAAGGUUUCGUUCCUCGAGAAGUUCGGGACCUCUGAGUUCAGUAACUCAACCGGCGCGUACGAGCUUGAUAUCAGUCUGGCGCCUGACUUCAAUACAGCCUGGCGUGAGAUGCACGUCAAGAGCGAUGUGUUCUGCAACGGCGCUCUCGUUCUCCCCGACAAGGACGCGCGUAUCCUCAGUAUUGGCGGAUGGUCUGUCGAUUCUCUCUAUGGCGUUCGUCUUUAUAUUCCCGACGGUGAACCUGGCGUCAACGGCACGAACGAUUGGGAAGAAGACUCCAGUGUUCUGAGGUUGCAGGAUCCUCGCUGGUACCCGUCUGCGAUGAUGAUGUCCAACGGAUCUAUCCUCAUCGUCGGAGGAGAGAACGGCUCAAACGGUCCUCCUGUCCCAACCCUCGAGAUCCUUCCCACCAUCCCCGGCUCGGGAACAAAGUUUUUGGACUAUUUGAACCGCACGGACCCCAACAAUCUCUAUCCUUUCCUGCAUGUUAUGCCCAGUGGCCGUAUCUUCAUCGGCUACUAUAACGAAGCCCGCCUUCUCGAUCCGCACACACUGGAUACCGCAGUCGUCUUGCCCAAUAUGCCCGGCUCGGUCACGAGUUUCUUGGCCGGACGGACGUACCCUAUGGAGGGCACUACCGUCAUGCUCCCCCAAUAUCCACCCUACACCGACCCGGUUACGCUUCUUGUCUGUGGCGGCUCGAACUUCGGCAUCGCUCUCGACAACUGCGUGUCUAUUCAACCAGAGGCCGCGAACCCUCAGUGGGUGAUUGAGCGCAUGCCGUCAAAGCGCGUGAUGCCUGCUAUCGUCACACUGCCCGACGGCACCUUCAUGAUUCUGAACGGCGCGCAACAGGGCGUCGCAGGUUUCGGGCUCGCCUCGGACCCCAACUUCUCCGCUUUGCUCUAUGAUCCCACUCAGCCCGUCAACCAACGCAUCUCUAUCCUUAACACCACCACCAUCGCACGGCUAUACCAUAACGAGGCCAUACUUCUUCCUGACGGUCGUGUCCUGGUGUCCGGUAGCGACCCCAAUCCCGACCCACCUUUCAUCUUCCCUGAAGAACUUCGCGUCGAAGUCUACAUCCCUCCUUACCUCAACCAAGGUCGCACGCAGCCCACAUACAACAUCACGGACACGGACUGGGCAUACGGCACUCAGCAUCAGAUCCACAAUGUUACUCUCUUCGAAGCGACGUCGUCGACUCACGGCAACGCGAUGGGUAACCGCAUCAUCUUCCCUGCCUACAGCUGCUCAGGAUCGACCUGCACGAUCACCGCGCCGCCCAAUGCCUUUGUCUCUCCUCCAAGCUGGUGGCAGCUGUUUGUUCUCGAUGGACCCACACCUUCGCAUGGCCAAUUUGUCCGCAUCGGAGGCGACCCAGCUCAGCUGGGCAAUUGGCCAGACUUCCCUGGAUUCACUCUGCCCGGUGUCUGA
Peniophora sp. CBMAI 1063 is the source of this 3018-nucleotide messenger RNA. The record is from the annotation of a GenBank genome assembly. Lineage: Eukaryota; Fungi; Basidiomycota; Agaricomycetes; Russulales; Peniophoraceae.